This is a messenger RNA of Suillus subaureus, 873 nucleotides long. RefSeq lists its product as uncharacterized. The transcript has 5 exons. Lineage: Eukaryota; Fungi; Basidiomycota; Agaricomycetes; Boletales; Suillaceae. Bases 1 to 873 code for a protein of 290 amino acids. The record is from RefSeq and is a predicted model, not a curated record.
AUGGAACACAUCGCAUCAGUUAGCCGGAGUAGCGGACUCGAGCAAGGCGGGGAUGCCUUGAAGAAUUUCAAGGUGCAAGAACAGUACAGGGUGUUCGUAGGUGAGAAGCUGCACAAGUUCUGGACAGAGAAACAGACAAAGGAUGGACAGGAGAACAUUUUAAUUUUGUUCCGAAAACUUAGAGAAGGAAUUUUUGCAUCCAAGCGGAGUGAUGCCUUUGCAAUCGAAGUGUACGAAACCUCUCUUUACCUCUCCGCACUUUUCGACUCCCCAAUCCAGGCAUCUUCUAUUCUCUCUCACCUCCUCCCUGAACUCUACACCUCUGCAUCAAUCCAGCCUCCGAUCAGCUCCGUGCUUAUAUCUCUCCUCCACCACCUGAUCGCAGGAUAUCCAUCGCAAAAAACCUACUUUGAACAUCUUUCAGGCCUCUCGCCCAACGUGCUCGAUAGGACAUCAGAAGCAUAUGUAUGGAUAUCAAAUUUAGCAACGGGUCUCCGCACCCUUAACUAUAUCAGGGUUGAAGCGCUUUCACGACACGAUGUAUACAGGCAUAUCCUUUCUGUUUCCAAGUCAGCUGACGACACAAACGAUGAGUUGGUCCAUCUGUCAUAUGAUGCGGUGCACACGCUCGUGGAACGGCUGAGAAGCAAAGCGAGGGAUAAGGCGUGGGUGGUGCUGCGCAGUGCAUAUCGGGAGCUAUCAGCUUCAGAAGAGACCCAGACUUGGAUGGCCAAAUGUCUACUGCUUUCAACCGAGCAGACAUCUGCAUCAGAACUUUCUUUGGAGGAGUGGAUCAAUGAGCGGUGCCGAGAUGGUCACCUUCGGCCGAAGGAAGGGCCAGUAGGAAGAUGGAUUGUAUGCAAGGUCAGAUAA